GUAGCGUUUUUUCUUUAAGGAACUGGGUCCAGUUAGCCAGUUGUCAACAGGCUGAGCGAGAAACGAGCCGCUGAAAUAACUUGGUACGUGGAGCUGAUAACACGAACAUUACUGUCCUUUACCGUGCUGAGGAGAACUGUUUGGCUUCUUCCGGUUUGUUUGCUGUGUUCGGACAAAAAUGUAGUCCCCUUGACACGGUAAGACAUUUUUCAUUUGUCUCUUUUUGAACAUUUUCUGAGUUUGGUUAGACGACCUCGACCAACAACGACUUAAAUAUCAUGUCAAAAUGAAGCCAUUGUAAUCGUUCAGGGAUUUCUGUGUGAUAAUUUCCAUGUGACACUUGCCAUUUGUCCCAUAUUUGAACUGUUAAAGGCGUGAAAAGUCCUCCCAUUGACGUUGUUGUUGACUUGAUACCUUACCUGCAUCACAAGUCCGGCUGGUUUCACUAGCCCUUACUGGGUUUUGUUUCCAAAGUUUGACAAAACUCAGUUUGACUGAGACCACUUAGCAUGUUUGUUAGCAGUAAGGCUAAAAUUCCUCGCAGAAAACGCCUGUUAUUUGUCUAAGGAAAUGACUUCACUGCCAUAUGGCGAAGUCACAGUCUGCAUUCAUUGUCCACAAAGGUGUCCAGGAUAACUAAUGUUCUUCUGGAAUAGCAAAUAUGUCUGUCUUGAUCUAUUUUUACAUGAAAUAUUGAAUCACUUUUCUCCAGAAGCCCCUGAGCAUCAUGGAAAUGUGAAACCCGACUCUCCAGCAGGCAGAUGCAAGUCCCAGGCUGGACUGAAUGGCACUGAGGAUACAAGGUAAGCACUUUGCAGUAAAUUUGAACUCAUUAUUGAUCCGGUUCCUCUGUGAGGGCAAAGUCUAGAUAGACAGAUGGAGAAAGUAGGGAGGAAAACCGGAGAGUUAGAAGAUACAUAAAGCAGUUUACAUAAAUGCUAUCAAGUCCAUAUCAAGUGAUAAUUUUGAAAUUAAGGAACACGGAUGGACAAUGGGAGUUUUAUGAUUUUCUGUGUAUGUCUUUUCAUACAAAGACAAAGAUGCAAAUAUCAAGUUCGCUUUCUUGUUAUUAAUCACACGGGUUUAGGAAUGUCUGACGUGUAUGAGAGAUUUAACAUGUAUUAGUCUGAUAAGCUCCGGCCACUAGAUUACCGACUUUCCACCAGUUUUCAGAAAUAACACAGACCUCAAGGCAUUAAGAGGUUUAAUUUGCAUUCAGACUGUUUACAACCUUUAGGCUGUCCUUCACAGAGACCUAUAGUCACAGGACCUUCAGGUAAAAGUCCUGAUGUAUGGAUGGUUAAAGUCAAUAACAGCAAGGUGUUUUACUGGUUUCUUUGCACACAAUGACCUCAAGGUAUGUUGAAAUGUAAAAUAACUAGCUUUGCAAGGUUCCCAUACACAGCGACCUACUUCCAUUUUAAGUGUUUACAGCAGUCUCUCUUUUUAGUGUUAUACGCUGAUAUCUGUAGAGACCCUUGUAGAUUUAUCCUCUCAGCGUUAUUUCCCAGUAAUGUUACAGGGAUAGAGCUUUGAUAGUUGCCUACCGGCAUGUUGUUAUGGACUAAAUAUUUUGGAUUGAUAAACAGGCCUCAAUAUCUUAAGGGCUAAGUCAUAUAAGACUGACUUCUGGGCUAAAUAUAUCUGCAGGUAUCCAUCUGCAGACACACUACCUACAUUCUAGUCCAGCACAGGAGACUUUAUCUAUUGAAUGCGAUUAAGUUUCUAAAAUUACCGUCUGAGCCUUGGCCCUGUUAUUGAUCGUGUGAUCACUUGCAGAUAUCUGGUAUACCGCAUAGUCCUAAAUUAUAAUGGUUCUGACCUUUGAUCUUAUACAGGUCUGUUUUUAAAGCUUUAUUGCAGCCUCUCCCUAUUUAUCUGCCAAGAACAAUCAUAGAUAUUUAAGUCUGGCUUGGAAUAUUAGUCCCUAUCUUGCUUAGUACUUGGUAUGUGGUAGUUUUGACCAUUUAGAUUUGCAUUGUCUAUGAGGUCUUGCAUAAAUGGUGAUAAGUCACUGACCAUACUGAAAAAUUCACAAGCCCAUCAUUACUUAUUUUCUCAAGUAACAAUUCUUACAGUCCUAUUCAAACCUGGGAUGAAAGACUCUGUUCAGGGAACGUCAUAUCAAAGAUAAUAUAGUAAUAGCUGUAGCUCCUCUGUUUGUUUAUUUUGGAGAGGCAGCAAGUUCAGCAAUGUAUUCCUGAUUCUAAGACUAACAUUAAGUUCAACCACAUUGUUAAGUAACUUGUUUGUAUUCACACUUAGCAGUGCUGUUAUGUGGUAUCUUAUGUAAUCUUACUCAAACUUUUGUCCUAAAAUGUAUUUCCACUUACGAACACAAUUUGAGGUCAAAGUUUUGUUAAGCUCAGGAAAAGUUUGGUCUCAUGUUGUAUAUAAAUAAACUGCUAAACCACUAUAUUAAAAAACAACAACAUAUUUUGUAACUGGAAAAUUAAGGGUCAUUUUUUUGCCAAAUUCAUAAAUAGAACGCUCCUUUGCUCAUCCCUCCUGUUGGUAAAGUUACAGUGGCCCCUGAGGACAAAAAGCCCCAACAAAGCAUGUCAAGUUUGAUCCUCCAAAGUUUUUACCAUCAAAAACAUCUUACCAUACAAAUUCUUUUGCCAAAACCAACUGCUCUUGUUUUCUCAUCUACCACCCAGUGUGCUUGGUGCCACAAAAAGGUGUAUGUUGCUAGCUUGUCUGUUGUGUGUUUUGGAGGCUGGCUUCAUUCUUAUGUAGAUAUUCAGAUGGUUACUAUACACACUUAUGUGAAUUUGCUUGUGAAUAUAUUACUUCAUUUCUAUUGAGUCUGUUCUGCUAAAUUGUGCCAAAGACUGCGCACUGCACCUUUAACUCUAGACUAAGGCAAGUGUCAAACUUGUAUGCUCCACAAACCAACAUACAGACAAAAAUAGUCUAAUAAAGGAUUUGUUCAACAGCAGAUUGACAACACGCAUCUGUUCAUGUGCUUUUGGUCUGGGUAGAUACAGUAGCUCCAAGUUAAGCUGACAUUAAAUACAUCUAUAAGCAGCUACUAUGUGUUACCCUUUAAACUUGACUUUGUAUCAAUAUAGGUUCUUAUUAUCGGCAAGCUUAAGGUGUCUAUGUUUGGCUCUGAAUAUACUGCUGGUCAUUGGAAUACAUUUUUCGCUUUUAAAAGUGAGAGCAUAAUGGGGUUUAUUGGGAAUAAAAAGACAGACAGACAUCAAUGAAAGAGUAGAGGCAACUCUGUUUGACAUAAUGAGCGAAGGUGUCGCGUUAGAAGAGAGGAGUGAGACCAGAAGGUGUCAGUUUGUCAGUGAAAGGGAAAACAAGAACAGGAUUUUAACACCUCUGAGAAAGAGGUUUAGGAUCUGAGCAGCAGGUGCAAUGACCUUUCACUAGUGGUUUUUUUUCCAACAAAAUGAGUGCGUCAUAUUAAACUCCCACAUUUACACAAACAGCUUGUGCUUCUUAUUAUACUCUGAGUAGGAAUUAGCGUACACCCCUGUUGACUGUGCACCUGCUCUCAGCUUUGACUCAUUUUAUGGCCGUCCAAGUUCUCACCAGGUCUAACCAAUUUCAGCCUCCUAAUGAAACGCUUCAUUUUAGCUGCUGUUUCUUAAAGGCCCCCCCCCUCCACAAACCUACUUUCUUCUGUUUGGCUCUCUGGAGGCUUUCCCAAGCCGGCUGUCAUUUUCUCGUGGUUGUCCGAGAUUUGAUUAUUUACAUUUAUUUUCUAAGAUUAUGACAAAAUAUGCUUACCUUGUGAUUUGAAUUUUUGCCUACAUGUAAUAUGGACACCAAACUUUGUAACUUUGGCUUGUUUGUCAGCAUGAUAACCCUCACACCCCUAACUGAGUCAAAAAUCUUGACAACAAUGCAAAGGCAGAAAGCCUUGCCUAUUGUCAUGAAAGUGUGUGCUUGGGAGGAAACUCAGCCUUUUAUUGGAGCAUGUGGAGCAUGAGCAUGUAGAGAAUGUAUCUUUCUACAUCUCUAUAGAUAUUUGUGUUGUCUGUCUGAAAUCUGCCAGUGUCAUAUAUAUAUUUUUUGUACUCGUUAGCAAGCUUAAAUCUCUAUAGACCUCCUGAGACCCAGUCAUUCACUUUUGUGCACUGUAGUGCACACUGCGUUUUUGCUUGUAUCUCUCACACAAUACAGUUUGAGUGAGUUUUCAGAGCUAAGUUUAUUUAGUUUUACAGGGAAAAUGACUAAUUUAUUAAUGUAUACUGUAGUGCACAUCAGGACUUUGUACUUCAGUUUAUUUCACUAGUGGACAGGUCUUUGACAGAUGCAGGGAGGAUUCUUUUCAGAAUCACUGAGGGAGACUUAUCAACACCUUCAUAGGAAUCUCUGUGUACAUGGCAUGUCUAAGCUAUUCAAGAAUGUAUUGGGCUGCUAAAACAAGAGUCCCAGUUAUAGCUGAUUCCAUGACCUGUGAUCGUUUUACAAGAUCAGAUCUUUACUAAAAGGCCUGAAAUGGUCAACAGUCCAAGUCCUUUCAGGUGCAGAAUACCCCAGGUUCAAUAGUAAAAUAUAUGUAAGAUGUGUGAAGUGCCAAAUUUUCCUCUGUGUCUCCAAAAAAUCCUAGUGCUUUCUUGGGUAUCAUAAAUGAAUCGACGUUUGUCAAAUGGAAAGGUCGGUGUCUAGUGAAAAGUCAAUAAGUUCUAAGUUGACCCAGGACCUACUUUUCUUGGAUGUUUUUUAUGUAAAUAUGUUCAAUAUGUUUUGAUAUACUACUUAUAAAAAUAUUUCAGGUGAGAUUUCUAUUUUCAUAAUCAGUUUAUGAAUUUUGUUAAAGUGCCAGACAUUCGAUCAAUAAAAUCCUGUUGUGUACUAAGGUGCACAUGUUGUAGAAUUUAAAUGAAAUUAGUUAAAAACAAAAUAGCCUUUGCACUGUGUUUUUUACCACCCCAACUCUUAAUUUAUCUGAAAAAAUUUAAAAUCAAAAUACUUUUUUUUCCCUGGGUCUCAGGAGGAUAUCUCUAUACCGAAAGUCGGCACUGUCACACAGUGCCCAGGCUUCUUCUAAGGUUGUGGUAUUACAGCAACAAUAUCUCCUCAGUCAUGCAGGUGCCAGCAUAACUGGUGUUAUAAACAGGUGCAGCUCCCUUGCUCAUCCAACCCCUGAGGUAGACUAUCUGUCAACCUGCCAGCAGUCAACAUUCAUUUGCCCUUCUUCAGGUGCUGUCUGCAUUGUUCGCUGAAAGUGCUAUUCAUCUUUCUACCAUCAUAAUAAUCACUUGCUAUCUGAGGAAAGAGACAGAGGCAAGGUGGGAGGUGGUAAGAUGUACAAAAAUAGCUGCUCUAAAAAUAAAACCUCAGAGUUUCUCUCUGGAAACUGAGUUGUUAUCCACAAAGCCACUAUGCAUUCACAGGGUGUACAAGUAUGAGGCUGAAAAUGCUGUAAGAAAAAAACAACAAAGAUGUCUAAGCUUUAGUGGAUCAAUAUUCCCUCUUAAUUUGAGCUCCUACAGAUUUUUAUAAGAUAAAGCCACUCCUUUUGAAUAUACAGCAGCCACACUUGGUGAUCUGUACAGACAAAACACAGACCAGUUCAGUCUCCCAUGGGCUGCUCUCACUCUCAGUAACAAUGUCGUCUUUUGUCUUCACAGUUUGGCUGAGAAAUACUUACCCCAAUUCUUUCACUUUGUCCAACACUCAUAACAAUAAAUGUAGGAUUACUGCAUUCCAGUCUUGAAGUUAUGUGUCUUUCCCUACUGUUGAUCCUGUGAAUGUAGGAUUUUUGAGACAGACACCGUUUAUGUUGUUAACAGGGACAAUUCACAGAUGCGUUUAUGACAAACUUUGCCAAUUUUACACUGUUAUCAAAUCAGAAGAGCAUUUCUUUAUAAUUUGUGCACUGAUUUUGGGCCACAGUUCUGCUAAGGUGCACCAAAGACUUUCUUGGGAAGUAACUUUAUCACUGGCUAUGGAGAACUACUUUAUGUUGCCAGUCAGCUCAAGUGCUGCCCACUGCCUGCUCAGUAAAGCUCUGCUACAGACAGUGCUCACAGAGUAGGAAGCAGUGUCUAGACGAUCUAUGUGAUGGCAUUAUCUCUAAAAAAUCAGUGUUGGCUGCAUUGUAUGUUCAGUACAUGGUAGAAAACAUAUAUGGUAUUAUGAUUUCUGAGUUUUUUCUGACAGGCUCUUUGUAUGCCAAAUAUUUUCUACCAACACAUCUCUUAGCAAGACUCUUGUCGGAUGUUUUUUGCUUAAUAGUACAGCAUAUUUGAUCAUUACAUGUUUUAUCAAGAGUAAAUAAUUCUGACAUGCAAUUCCUCAAAAGUAACUGUGUGUCAAUGCAUUGCAGACCACAAGCCCUACAACUGGUCCACUGGGUAGCAUCAGUAUUCCCUUUAUUUACAACAUUUUGAGUAUCACUUCCUGCAUCGAUUUAGCACCAGCAUGUUCUAUUGCCUCCAACAGCUCUUAUUUUCUUUUUUCUUCUUGUGAAAAAUAGGCAGAAAAUGUAGUUGAACCUAAAGCUAGUGCACAAAUAUGGAGUGGUCAUGAUGCAUUUUGCUUCAGCAUAGCUACAACAUAGAGACAACAUAGAGUCAUGCAGUUGUUACCUCAAUAACAAUUCUUAACCCUGCAGCUUCCAUGCUCACUCUGUCCCUCUGCUUUACUCACAUAUGCCCGACCCCCCCCCCCCCCCCCCCCCCCCCGCUCUUAAGUCACUGAAGAAUAUCUGUAUUGAGGACAAAGACGUACAAUAAUGCAGACACAAAAUGUAGAAAUUCACGAGUGCGAUUUAAGAUCUUUAGAAACCAUAUAAAAAGAAAUUUUGAGAUUCCCUGUGCUAUGGCAGAGUCAGAAAAAACAUGAUUAUUUGCCUUUGCCUGUUUUCCAUUAUGAAUUUUAGGGUGGUAACAAAUUGUCUGUUGACCUUUGUCAAGACUUGGGAUCUGAUUUCUAAAACAGAAGCGUCUUUGUAGAGACAAAGUGACAGGAAGUUAGUCAGGCCCUCCUCUAAGUUUAGCCAGCUGGGCAGACAACAGUCCCAAGUCCAUUGCCACAUCCUUAUGCUUGUUGAAAGGAUUUUAUCUCUGUCUUUUGUGCCAGACGACUAUUUUGAUUCCAUUUUUUCACAAUUCAGUUUAUUUCAUAAUUGGUGCCCUGGGGAUCCAGAUCAACUGUGGGGCUGACUGUUUCACUCCUUCAUAUCUUUCAACACUUUCAUGGAAAUAUACACAACAACCAACAGCUUACUAAGCUAUGGCCUGAGAAGGAGGCAUGAAAAGAGGCCUGUUGUGUUUGGAUAGCUUGUGUGCUAACUCAAUUUCAGAAUUGACCUCCAGCAGUAAUUAAAACAGAGAUCUAAAGUGAUCAUUUCUUGGAUAGUUGAUUCAUAUUUUGAGAGGUGUUCACAGGACCAGCUGCCUGAAGCUUAGAGAACAGUGAUUGAACUGAAGCUGAUGAUUUGAAACCGCAGUUGGACCGUCAGAGUGACUUUAUUUUCUGUUAAAAAAAGAGUCAUGUCUCUCUUCGGACAGGUUUUAAAGUUGACUGAGUUAGUAGCUGUAAAAGCAGAGAGGCAGAUCACUGAACUUGAUCUAUGUCACAGGUUUGUCACUGCAGCAGCCAAAGACUUCAUUCAUAAAUAAUGAUAGCCUGUUGACAGAGUUAAGCAGUUAAGUGAAGAGUGCAUUAUUUAACACGAACAGGGUCUGAGUGAGUGAACUGAAAGGGUUUUAUAUAAGCAGAACCUUUUAAGUGUGAAACUACAUACAGAAAACGAGGCUCCUUUCUGUUCUUCAUAAGUAAAGGCAGAUUUUAUUGUUUAGGGUCUGAGUGGUUGGUCUUGUGUGAAGACAGAGUCCCAGUGUUAUGAAAGUUCACUGUUAGAGGCUCUUGCCUGUUAUGUUCUCUGUUAACUGAGAGGUUAUUUUUCACUUCCUAGCCUCGGUGGUCACUCUGUCACAUGCUCUCCACGAGCCAGUGUGUUCCCACUGUUUUCAUCCACAACAGCUGAGCUAUUGCAGGCUAAAAGUGAGCAAUCCAUCUAUCCCAAUAGCUAUUUCAGAACAAAUGUUAAAACUCUCUUAAAUCUUUCAUAACACCUUAGCCAUACAUAUGUUUAUCAGCUUAAAGCAGAAAAAAAGAUUAAAUCUCAUUAAUCUGUCAUGAGAAAUGAUCUGUCUUGUACAAACCUUAUUUGAAAAAAGAAAUGGUAAGGAUACAACAACAUCUCAGUUGUUACAAAUCUUUACUUUUGUAUGAAAAUAGAUGCUCACUUAAAAUUUUGUGGCGGCAACACAUUUCAAAAAGUUGUGACAGGGACACAUAACACAGAAAAAGUUGUGUUAUUCUAAAAUUACCAGAUAAAGACAAACAAGCUCCUGGGGAAAUAAAACAAAACCUUUGAACACCAAAAUCAUUACAAGGUCCCUCAGCCAAAGCUCAGAAUUUCUCUUAAAAUUAGUGUCUAUGAGCACAAGUCACUACUACAUCCAUAAACAUCAGAACAACUGAACCAUACAGCAAGGAAAUUAUGUGUACAUGUGUGUAGACGGGGGGAUUGGGGGGGGGCAAAAAAAUAGUCCUCUGCUCUAGAGAGCAGAGGGACCACUUGGUUUACUUUCAGACAUAGACAGUAUAAUGAAUGGUCGGCGUCUGCCUCCUUGCUGGGUGAAGCCACUCGGAGAAUAGCACCCUCUGUUGAUGGGCUGCAGUAUAGGUCAUAAAUCACACCUCCGCCAGCAAAACUUAUGGAGCUGUGGACAAACUUUAGAAAUUUAUUACGGAGAAUAUACAUUUUUAUCCCCCCUGCUUGCGAUGUUGACAUGUAGUUACAGUAAGACUGGUUUGUGCUCAAGUCCUCUUUUUCUGUGGAGCCCUUUUUUUAAAAGUUAUUAGGGGGUUCAUGUUUGCUAUGAUUGACACCUGAUACAGCCUAUUGGCAUUCAGGGAUUGCGUAGCUCACUCGGGGGAUACGCUGUUUGGGCCGAGCGUCAUCACAGCAACUCUCUGCGACUCUCCUGCCGAAUGCGCACAACGCUAAUGCGCAGCGCUGGUUUCAGGAAAUGAAGAAAAAUCCCGGAAAUACCGAGAGCUUUUCGGCUUCAAAUCCGUAUACAGGCGGGAGGCGGAACCAAGUUGUCCAUAGUAUAUACAGUUUAUGAUUUCAGGACACACUUUUGUGAUGUAUGGGGAUACACUGGUGUUUAUGACACAUCUGAAAAGGCUGGACAUAUUACAACAGCUUGGCUCUGUAGUAGAGGAGUCCAGGUUAGGGAGGCAAAUUCAAAGCAUUUUCCAUAAUCAGUCUUUGAGUGUAUUUAUCAUCAUUAUGACUGCAACGAUUAGUCGACAUUGCCAACAAAAAUCGAUAAUGAAAAAAGUCGACAAUGAAUUCCAUUGUCAACUAUUGUUGCCAGAUGUGUUUUACCAGUGGAGUGAGGCAUCUUACCUUAUUACAAUCUCUGCCUAGAGUCACACAUGCGCAAUAGCGUCUCCGCCAAACAGUAGGGUAUUCAAACAUGGCGGCGCCGGCGUCCCAUACAGCAGCCAUGAGUACACGCUUAAAAACCUCCAAAGUUUGGGAGCACUUUAGCCUAGAUAAGGUGGAAAAAAAAAUAAACCUGCAAGGUUUGCAAAGCAGACCUCACAUAUCAUGGCAACAUGUCGGUGAUAAACAAACAUAACCAAUUAGUCCACUAAUCAUUUCAAUAGACGGUGACUGGUCAACUAUUAAAAUAGUUAUUUGCAGCCCUAAUUAUCAUUGAUCAACAACUUAUAAGAAAACAUUUUUAAAAAAUUUUUAAUAACAAAACAACAGGCAGAGUAUAUGGAGAAUCAUAAAUAUUUUGACAUGCUUGAUAGCAACAUUCAGAGCAGGCUCAUGGAAGGCACUGAUGUUGCUGGUUUGCAGGUGCCACACUGACUUUCCACAGAUCUGUCAAUGUUCUGUUGAAAGAGUGGGGUAAGCUCCUAGCAAAAAGUUCCCAGCUUUUGUAUCCAUGUAGUUUUUGGUGGCUGUAGUGUAUACUUCCCCCAAUAGGAGCAUGUAUGGAUAGGGAUGUCCCAAAAUGAUGUUGAUGUCGGAUAUCAGUCCGAUAUCAGCAAAAAAAUGAAUAUCGGCUAUCAACCUGCAUCUUAAAUCUUUAUCUACCAGCACCCAGAUCCAGCAUGUAGAGCCCACAUGAUCACAACAACAGUGUGUACUAAGAUACUAACAAAGGAGGAAGGAGCAGGAGUGAUGUCGGCCGUGUUGUAGUAUUUUUGGUUGAAGUCUGAAAAGGACGUUGCAGCUGAGUGCAAAACUUGUCAUGUACAAUUAUGUGCCAAUAUCGGAUCAAUAUCACUAUCUGCCAAUACUUAAGGCUUACAUAUCGGUAUUGUAUCGAAAGUAAAACAGACGAUCUGGACACCCCUACGUACGAACCUGAUCUUUGGAUGCAGCCCCUUGCAGAUUGUCUUUGCUGUGUGCAGCAUCUUUGGCCAGCUGAAGCUCAAACUCCCACCCGAAUAACUGAAUUUAAUAUAAGACCACAUGUUGAUUAUCUCUGAUAAAAAAAGAAAUCAGACAUAAAAAUGAAAGGUACUCUUUUGACAAACAGUUACAUGAUACUCAUUAAUAAAUCCUAAGACAGAGUGCAUAACUUACUCAUAACUCUACUCAUCAUCAUCCAAGACUAUUGGCUUAUUGUGGAAAUCACCAAAGAAAACCCUGAAUGGUUGAGCAGCUGUAAUCAAACAUUAGGCAAGAAUGAGACAACAUUUUCACUUUUUCACAUUUCAGACUCCAUGAACUGGUCUCCUCUGCUCCCAAACAGUGUUGUUAUAAGUGGAAGGGUUGCAGCAUGAUGCACAUUGUUUUCAUAAAACAUUUAAUAUGUUUUCUUUUCUCUAUUUUCAACUGAAUAUUAUGCAGUUUCCAAUCCUGUGAGCUGCUAGUACAGUACAGUACAGGGGUUGAGCUUUGUCUAUUUUAGAAUAGAUCCUUGUUAGGCACUGACUUGCUGUCCACACCGUGGUGAUACAAGUCACUUGCUGUCUAGCAAUAAGAAGAGCACUUAUGUACCACUGUUUACUUUCAUGCAUCAUUAUGACGGAGUGAGGAAGGGAAGCUGUGAUAAAGCUGUGCAGUGAAAUAGCUGCUUGCAAUUCACACAUAAUGGAGUCAUAUUGUCAUUGUGUUACAUCUGGAUGUUCCUGUCACAGGAAUUCAAAUGUCAUUUUUUUUUUUUUGUUUGUUUCUUACACGAGUAAGUGGCACUUCAUGAUAGGGACAUUUUAAAAUGAAAUCAAAUGAAAUACUUAACACAAAAAUGAUCAGGUUAUCAAAUACAUCAGUGAUUUUGCUUAUUUUUCCAGUAGAAAUGGAAAAAAGCUCAAACUUCACACGUAUUUGUGGUCUUUGUUAAUACUUCAUGUACUUGCUGUUUUUGGUUCUCAUGAAUUGCAAUAUAUAUUUUUUUUGUAACCAUUUAAAUCAUCAGUGUGUCUGUGCCCUUAUGAGUGAGGGCAGGGACAAACUGAAUACUGCUCGCUUGUGUUUAAACUGCGGCUCUGCAGGGUAACAAUAGCAAACAGAUCUACCAAAAGAAUGUUGUCAGUACACUAACUUGUUCAUGGCAAAGUGUGCGUAAGUUGGCAGCCUGAGAGAUAGGCCUUGCCCAUAAUUAUCUUGCCUCCUGACAUUUCAAUCCCCACCUGUUUCACCAGUUAGUCAGCAUUCCCAAGAACAGUUUCAGUUCUGUUGGUCUGUAUUUGUUUAUUUGUCUCCAGAACAUGGAAUCUUAAAUGACUCUGUGAAAUGCAUUUGCCAUUUAACCACAGCCUCUUAGUCACUCAGACAUUCACGUCUACACACACAAGCACUCCCACACACUUUUAUCUGAAAUCAAGUCCAACAGCUACAUACUGGCCUAUUUAUGUUACAGCUAAAAAAGAAUAAAAGGGCUAAAGGUAAUUAAGCAUGGAGGUAUAUUGAAUAUGAGCGAAUAAAAAACACUCAAGGGGCCUUUAAUAGUUCAUAUAACAGGAAAGCACCAUGACACAAAAAGCCAUUCUCAAUCAAUGUUUUACAACAUGAAAAGCUUUCCCCACAUCAGCACUUACUUUUUAAUUACAGCCUCAGACAAUGUGGCUCUUAAUCCUUGUGCAGCUAUUGGAUACCUGCAAACUGCCAUGUCUGUGGGGCCAUUAACUGUUAGAUACUGAAGUUACGUUGUGGGCAGUGGUGUUGAUGUGAGCACUGGACUGUGAGACACUUUGCAAGUCAAUAGCUGGACUGUCACUUUAAGCUCAGGGAAAGCCAUUACUACUGCAAAUAAAUAGCAGGAUUGAAAGUGUGACUUCCACUAUUCCCCCACCAGGCAACCUGGAAAACAUGAAGCGGUCUGGGAUUUCAUUAUGUCUUCCAUGGGGGUUUGUGUGAGUUGUGUUUGUCAUGUUUUAUUUGGGGUGUUUUUCUCUCAUAGCUUAUGAUCUGUGCUUUAUGAGCAUCCUCUUAUUAUCAGUGAUGCAACCUGUGUGUGACAUUUGAGAUGCAACAAGGGGCCUGGCGUGUGGUGUUGUAUUAGCAGGAAGCAGGAUGACUUGCAAAAAUACCCUUAGAGUGUGGUUACUUAGCUGCAACGGCGGAAAUACUCUGCUCUAUUUGUACUGAUAUUUUAAGCCCAGAUGCGUUCAGGAGAUGGGGACAGUAAUAUGAGGAAGCUGACUUUGAAAUCCAUACUUGAUUUGUUAAUUUACUUCCUGACCUGCAACUAGAGCGACCCCCAUGUCUAUGUGUGGAAAUUUUUGUGCUUAUGGGAAACAAACACAAUAUGCAUGGUAAUUGUCUAUUGUUGUUGAGUCUGAAGGUGAGUAGUGUUCUCCGGAUGAACGUCUUUUACCAGAGUCCCAUAGCAGCAUUUUCCUGAAUAAUUCAGGCUCACUGUCAGACAGCUGCCAAGAGUUGUUGACAAAUCUGUGAUUCCUAACUGGCCAUAGGCUUUUUAGGUAGUUAGCAUUUCAUUGUGGAUUAUGUGGUUCAAGAAUAAUAACUGAUUGCUCAUACAUUAUGCAGCAGAACAAGAAAUGUCAUCAUAGGGCAUAAGGCUUUGUUCCCCCUGGAUUUAAAGCUUCAAACACUUAAUUUCUUUAAUGAAAACAUAAUCAAACAUACUAAAGUACAUUUUAAAAGACCUAUUCCACAGACACAGCUGAGUGUGAUGGGAAAAUAAAAUUCCCAGAUGUUUUUUCUUGUAGUGUUGCAUGGUAUGAUAAUGUUUUUUUUUUUUUUAACCCAUGCUGUGAUUUCUCGAAGUCAUGCCAGUUUUUAAUGCUUUGUCAGUUUAGGACCAUGAUUAUGGCCUCAAUGUUGGUUUUCAGCUUUAUCUCUUUUGGAGAUUUCCCCAUAGUCUGAUUCUGUUAAUGGUUUUAUGAAGAUGAUGAAACCCCCAAAUUCUCUUUAUGCUUUGGAAAACACUUCUCAUUAGGCGUGUAACGAUUCAUCUACAACAUCAGUGUAUCGAUUUAUAUUCCUGUGAUCCAACUACAUCAAUCUGUGCUCGGCAAGUCGGCCUUCUGGAUGAUAUAUAUUGAUCUAAAAUUGUUUUAAAAUGUAAUAAAUUGAUUUUACCAAUACUAGGAAAUAACCCAAGAGUUUUAAGCACAGCAGACUGUACAUGGCUGUGAGGUUUUAUUCACUUUAAAUGAUAAAGGUGUUAAGCGUUACUCGAUUCAGUCUGUCUAUCUGUGACCUCAUCGCCACGUGCCAGCAGACAACAAAACAUAGGCAUGGCAGAUGGUGGAGGAGAAGUCGGUGAGCGAGAAAUUAUUAAGUGACCAUUGCGGUCCAGUUUAUGCUUUAUUUAUUUUAUUUGUAUGCUGAAAAACAGCAACAGAAGAAGCAGGAAAAUCUGCUGUUAAUUCAACCUCAGGAUAUGUUGGUCGCACUUUAUUUUUUACAUUUAAACUGUAUCAUUUUUGUGUUGAAAAACAACAGCAGAAGUAGCAGAAAUAUUGGAUGCACUUACCGUACUUUCAUUGAAAAUGUAUUGAAUAUUCAAAUUGCAAACAGAAAAUCUGUUAAUCUGUCAAUUCAACCUGGAAAGGAGGUUGCACUUUUUUCAAAUAAAAUGUGAAUGCAUUUGCUAUCAAUUGUGGUCUUCUUCUUUGUUUAUAACCAUAAUUACUUUAUACCUGAUUUCCUGAAGAAACAACAGGAAUCUAGGAACUCCAGCACUGUCCAGUAUCCAGGUAUUUGUUUCACAGUCCCACUGGUUGAAUUGUUGGCUAAAAAGUUACUGAAUCAAUUUCAAGUUAUUGAACUAUUUUGGAUCGCAUUGUCUUAAUGAACCAAUAUUGUCCUUGAAUCGAGUCGGCAACCAUGAAUCAUGAUAUGAAUUGAAUUGUUGUUAAAAUGUAUCGGUACACCCCUACUUUUCAUAUUGUUAAACUCACGUCCAGCAGUCUAACCUUCCAUAGAGCAUUUGAUUAUCCAGCCAUUGCAUUGCCCUGCAUUGCUUUACAUCAGGUGUUCAUAUAACCUUUGUUAUCCAUGCUCAUGUAAAAAAUCCAGGUACCUACCAGCUGCACCCUCAGGAUGGAACACCUCCAUCAAAAGAUGUGUGAUCUUGCCAUGAUCUCCUUUUAUGUUUGUGUUUACUUAGCAGGCAAACUGAGUUGUGUUCUGAUAUUUGGUUGUUUUCUUUCUAUCAAUGAAAUAAUACACAGACAAAGCAGUAAUGCUUGUUAAACGUCCUGAUAGAAAUCACUCUCUUAGUAGUCCCUCUCCUCAGAAGAAUUCUCAGUAUUGAGAUAGCUAGCUCUUCAUUAUUACAUGAAUCUGUAAACACUUUUGAGCAUGGACAAUCAAAUAUGAAGCAGUUUCGAGCUGAGUCACUUGCAACUAGUUUAGACAACUCAAGAGAAAACAAGUAAAAUAGAUCAUUUUCCAGAAAACACAAGUAACUGAGUAAAGUGCCUCUUUGUAAGUUCUGAGAUUUGUUUUUGUUUACUGGAGGACCAAUGUUAAAGGUCACUUUCUCAGAAAAAACUACUGAUGAUAAAAGAACAAAGGGUCAGCAAGCAUGUGGAUCUGUUGGUUGAGAUCCUGCCUUUGUGUUCCUUGCCCUGUAUAGUUGACAUUAAUAACGACUUUUUUAAAUUAAACAAAUUCACUGUUAAAUUCAAUAAACAUCAGAAAAACAGCUACUAACUUUUGAUCAACUUUACUUUUACUUUUUUUAUAAUGAGAAAAUGCAUUCAAAAAUAUUCAGAGAACUGAUGAAUUCACACCACACUAUGACCAGUAGACUGAUGUAAAUCAAAACAUUAGGAUGGGCUCAAAUAGACAAAAAGGCUACAUGAAGCUGUGAGGAUUUUAUUUAUUUAUUCAUUCGAAAUUUUAUCUCAAUAAAAUUGUGUACAUGAAAAAAGUAUAUUCAUGCUCAUGCUUUUACUAAACCCUAACAACAUCUGUCCUUUUCUUGUCUUUUAGGAAAAUUUGCACUUUUUUGAAGCCUUAUUGCAUUUUUUUUCUGAUGGCACAUGAAUUUGUUCAAAGUAGAAGAAUUUACUUUCUUUCAAUGUAAAUCUGAUGCAUACUUUUCCAAAAUAUGUGACACCUUUUGGUCAAAUCAUUUUCACAUGAAGUAAUCAGAGCUGUAAGAAGUCCCCAAAAGCUUUGACUAUCACUUGAGCCAAUGUUUGUUGGGGCUGAAGAAACUAGUGGUUGGUUUCAGUGUGGGUUCUGUGGAUAAUGUAGGCACUGUGUGAUGACAUGAUUUAAGAUUGUGUGAGAUAAGGUAGAGCACAGCUGUGGUCCUGCUGACAACGUUACUUUUGAAACAAUCCAUUGAAGUGUGCACUGCUAAAUUUGUGGCAUGCACUCAUAGCCUUAUAACUGUGUUACUGGUGUUACAGAUUUAGUACUUUAUUCUUCAAAGCUACUUUAACACCAAACUAAUUGGAAACAUCAUUACAUGGCUUCCAUAAAGAUCAGAAACAACCUCCUUGCAGUGAAAGCACUGAAGAGAGUGUUAUUUUGGGGGUGUGUUUGGCCUUUAUUUGGUAGAAAAGAUUUAGAAAAACAGGAAAUGUGGAAAGAAAGUGGGGUAAGACAGAGUACUGUGUACCUGCUGAGCUAAACUGACGCCUCCAACAGCUUCCUUUAGGUCAGUCCAGCAUUGAUAAUGCAACCUUUUCAGGAGUUUAAAUUUUAAAUGAGUCAAAACCUUCAUUUUUGGUCUGGCAAUUUUCUUGUGCUAAGGAAAGGUUUUCAGUUAUCAUAAGUCAGAGUCCAGAUGUCCAGACAUAAUUAAAUGUACAAGAUUCAUAACUAUGAAUGUAGUGUGUUUCUAAGCUUUCCAGUAUAAAGCUUUACAAUGAGCUUAUGAUGGAAAGGAAUUCAUUCUUGAGCUGUACUUUCGCUCAGAGAAAUAUUUCCACUUCACCUCUUAACACUUGGGAAGUGGCAUUUUGAAAUGACAUCAACAAAACACACACAUUUAAAGUUUGAUGGAUGUUGUUGGACCUCCAUGGAUCUGUUCGAUCCUCUGGACUCUGUCAUUGACAUUUUUGUGAAAGAAAUUCAUGCUGAUGUCUUGUUGACAUUUGGCUCAGGCAUCCUUCCACCUUGACUGGACAUCGGAGGUGGCAUGAGGUCAUGCUGCCUCACUCGUACACAGGCUCAACUUGGCCACUGAUUGUCACAUGGGUCACGAGUGAGCUUGUUACCCAGCCAGGCAGACUGCCAACCACCUCUGUUCCUAGCUAGCCAGUGCUUGGUCAGCAACACAAUGAGCCUAUUCUCCCUCACAAGUUAGACAUGGAUUUUGUUAAAAGAUAUUCAGCUCAGAGAAUUGAGAUUUAUUUGCAAAUGCCACAUUGAGAUUAGAGAUAAUGUGGAGGAGGGUGCAUGUAUUUGUUUGUUUGCAGGGCCUGUCAGCUACCGGCCAUGUCAACACUUGAGAAGUUGAGAAAUGGAACAAAUAGAGAGUAACACUGGGCAUGAAUCGGCAUAUUUCUUCAGCCAUUCGUCUAAAUGUGUAUGCACACAUUAACUACAAAGUCCUGGUUUGUCGUCUGUUUAGUGCCUUUUCCAGAGUGAGGAAUACAGCACAGGAUAAAACCUGGCCAUUGAGACUGAUGAAUCUAAUUACUAAAAUAAUCCAACUUCAUUAACACUCAUGCUUUGCACAAAUUAGAGGCAUGUUCACAGCUGGCUUCUUCAGAAUCAAUUAGCACACAUCAGUAAUAAGAAGAGACAAAUGGAGCCACAGCACAUACUGUACUCAUCCAACCACAUCCUCAUGGCAGCUUCAUGUGGCCUUUAGUCUUUGAGCCUAGUUAUUCGCUCAACAACAACAAAACAAACCAGAAAACAACUCAUAGGUGAAGUUAGAUGAUAUUUGAGUUGAAGUCAAAAAGACAUUUUUGAAUAUUUCUGUGUCUUUUUUUUCACCCUUCCUAGUCUGGAUCUGUAGGUUGGUUCUCAUCUUGAGCUCUUCUUUUUAGAAAAAUAACAAAACAACCAUGAAGGGCUUUAACUUUGUGAUGUUCCUUCAGUCCUCAUAGACAAUUUGCUUUCUAUCCUUUGAUGAUCCUACCCUGUACUUGUGUUCUCAGUAAAUUCCCAUCCCAGAAAUGUUUUCAACCUACUUUUAAGUACAAGUCACUGUGAAGGUUUGAAACUAGGUCUCUUCCAGUGGGCAGGUUCUAAUUCCCAUCAUCCACCAUUCCCAUCUGGUCAGGUGGCAGCAGUGACAGGCAUUAAAAAUGGCUUCACAGAAAUACUAGUUAUAACCUGAUUUUAUUAUUGGUCAGUUUUAAGUUGAGGCUGUUUAUGAAUAUAGUUUUAAACUCUGAUUUGUUAGGAGGCAGUUGGUCAACGUGCACAGCCCGUUUAUGCAGGUUGUGCCUCAAAACUGAUUUGCUUCUUGGCUGACGCUCCUCUGCCACAUGUCACUCCCUGCUCUAUCUCCUGCUCUGUUCACUGUCCUGUCCUCUUCAAUAAAGGCAAAAUAUUCUGAGGAUAAUCUUAAACUUGAAAUCUCGACAGCCCAGAAGAAAAUUCAGUUUUUGUCUAACUUUUCAUAACUUUUCAGUUUAGAGGAUAUUUCAAAGUUAAGAGUUUUGCAAGUUAAGGGGUCUAGCUGACAGGUCAGAUAGUCAAAAAAUCAGGUACUCUGUUUUAGAGGAGGCUAAAGUCUUGGCCAUCACCCAACCUGACCUGUAAUGAUCAGUGACUGGUAUUAAACCACAGCAAAUACAACACAAGUUUUGUAUCAUCAAAAUAUAAGCUCUUUAUUCUUGUAAGCUUAUUCUGAUCAUCUUUUAACAUUAGGCUUUGUACUGGAGAAAAAAAAAAACAGUUUCUGGUAGUUACUUGUCACAGCUGGUGAGUGGGAUUGUAAGUGGUGGCCUUUUUCAGGCACACAUGUAAGUGUGCGUUUCUGUCCUGAAAAAGCACAAUGAUCUGCUUGGCUAGAGGUGUUUAGAGACACUAAAAUAUAUUGACACGGAAAGUUCGUAUUUAAUGCCUCAUCUUUCCUUUUUUUUAAAAUGGAGUCAGGAGACCUAACCCCAGUAUUAGACAUAUUUUGACACUUAAUAGUCUCUUUUUCGACCUGCUAGAAAAAAGCAUCACCAUAACAAUACUUGGAUCCCCCUCUGCAGGGACUUUGCCCAAUCUCUUUUUCUUAUUUAGUGAAGAGGACCCCCCCCCCCCAACUUUCUACCUAGAUAUGCUUGUCUGUGGUCUUACAAUGGUUAUAGUGAGCCACUUGAAAGUGGUUCAAACAUCAAAUAUUUAUGAAAUGUAUAUUCCUGUAAAAUAGUAAUUGUCUGAAAUGCUACAAAUAAAUCAAUAGCUAGUUUAUUCAUCCAAAGGAACAAACCGAAGUUUCUAACCAACAGUCCAGAGCCCCCUAAAAUAUGCCAAAUAUGUUCACAUACGUAAAGGAACAGCUUGUCAUUCUGACUUUGAAAAUGCUGAGCUAUUUGAGGAGUAUAAGUAUUAGAUGUAGAGAAUUUCUGAUAAUCACCUUAUCAUAAAGAGUUAUGGAUGACUUGGUCAACUUAAGUACAUUUGUCACUAACUUAUCAUUUUACGUCUGUCUUCUUCGCAGACUGUGACUCAGUUGGAGUACUGCAAUGACCAGCAAGCAUCGUAGCCAUGCAGAGAGCGCUCACUCCACAGAAAAAAAGCCACUCACCGUGUCCCCCAAGCUCCAUGUCCAGCGAUCACAGUCUAAGGAGAACAUCACCAUCCACUUCUCAGCUCUUGGGAAGGAGGAAGAGGAGGAGGAAGAGGAGCUUUACAUGACAACUGUUUCUGCUACCCCAUCUGCUCAGGAUGACUCAAACAUCAUGACUGCCUUAGAAGCUAGUGAGGAGAUGUUCGACGCAGUGGCACCGGACUCUGAAGCUGAGGCUACUGUUAGUCCUGCAUCAUCCAGAGUUUCUCGAAUUCCUAGACGUCAUGCAAACAGUUCACCCACAGACACUCCAUCAUCUCAUGUUCCUGACAAAAAAGGCUCUACAUCCAGCUCCUCUCCCACCAAAUCGUCAAGCUUUCCCACCAGUGAUAAACCUUUUCUCAAUUUGGUGAAGUCUCUCUCCGACAUGGAGACUCGUGAGGGGACCCCUGCUACUCCCACUCCCACAGUGAGGCACAGACAUCUAAUGAAGAAUUUUGUCAAAUCUUUAUCUUCAGAUACAUCCCAGGACACAUCCACCUCCUCCUCUUCCACACCUUAUCGUCUUCCAGAAUCCCGCCUUAACCUGCAGCUCUUCAAGCAAUUCACACAGUCCCGGGCUCCAUCUGGAGUAAUGUCAUCAACAAAUGAUUCUAAAACAGCCCCGUGUUCUCCAUUAACCUCACCCGAUAGCCGCAGCUUCUUCAAGGUCUCAGAGGUUGAGGCGAAAAUUGAAGACACCAAACGGCGUCUCUCUGAGGCGAUCUCUGAACCACUCCAGCUGCUGAGCAAGAUCAUGGAUGAAAAGGGUGCCAGCCUGGGUAGCGGCAGCAUGUAUCGGCCUAAGGUCCUCUCUGCUAGUGCGACAGAACUUUCCAGCAUAUCAGUCAAUGGUCACCUGGAGAGCAACAACAACUACUGCAUCAAGGAGGAAGAGGGAGGUGAAUGGGAGGCUGAGUGCCCAAAUAGUGACGCUCCAGGUUCAGCUGAAGCUCAGUCUAACCCUCCUUCUGCCGAAACCAAGUGCCCCAACAAGUCAUCCUCACUGUCCAUGUCAUUGGACAAAUGCUCCAUGUCUGCUCUUGCUAAACAGGAGGAUGAGGACUACUGCAUUCUUUAUAAUGGAGACUUUGAGACUUGCACUGACACAGACAGUUAUGGCUGUAACAAAACGGACGACACUGGGAGCCAAACUAAAGUGCCACUUAGUGGUAGUACUGAACCAUGCAGUGAAGAUGAGUCUGAAAGUAUUGAGCCGGCACCAAGUGUUCCACAAUAUACUCUCAUUAUCCUCACUGUGAUGGUCUAUGGAUGCUUUGUUUUACCUCUGCCUACUUAUGUAGGAGGAGUGCUGCUUGGGGUUGGGCUGGGAUUUCUUUUAGCCAUUGGUGUUGUAUGGUUGACGGGACCAAAACCUUCUGACAGUGGUUUCAGACGUUUCAGACGACUUGGGAGGUUGUGGAAUGUUGCCAAAUUGGACAUUAAGGAACCAGAGAUCUAUAAGGUCAGUUAACGUGUUAGAAUUCAACAUUUAGCUGUGUGUGUUUUUAUGUUGUUUUGAAAGGGCAUACAUAACUUUGUUUGGUCUCAUGCACGUUAUUUGAUGAUGUGGGGCAUGCCUCACAACAUGAGGGAGCAGCAUCUGCCUCACAACCAAUCAGGUUGGGGAGGUGGAGAAUGGCUUUGUUUACAUUUAAAAAGAGCAGGCCGCUCAAACAUUUUUAAAUGUUGACUAUACAGGCAUAUGAGAACGCAGGGAUAUUGUGAUAUUACCAAAUGUUAUCAAUAACUAAUAGCUAUUGACUGAUAUUAAAAGCUUUUUUUUAUAUACGCCACAAAAAAGAUGCUUCUUUAAUGGAAUCCUGCCAGCCCCACCUUUAAGUUAUUAUUACCUUCACGUAUUUAACAAGGUUAGUUUUUAAACUUCUAUUCAUUUAAUGAACAAUUAGGCUUUUUUCCAGCACAAAUCUAGCCCUCAAAAUAAGAGAGUUGUGAAUGAAUGUGGGUCAUUUUAACUCUAGAUAGCCCAAAGAUUACAGGAUUGGAAUAAUGUCUCAAAGAGUAGGAGUCAAAGAAAAGUCAAUGUUAAUGCAGCAGUUUUUGGUAGAGAGUAGGGUUGGGAAUCGAGAAUCGAGAAUCGAUGGGAAUCGGGACUAAAACUUCUAUUCUUCCGGUAUCGUUCAAAUAUUAAAAUUUCGAUUCCAAGUUUCGAUGCCAGAGUCCGCCGACCGGAAGAAAUAGCCGCCGAAAAUCAACGAAGAAGAAGCCGCUUAACACCAAUGAGGACGGAGCGUAUGAGACAAAGCCACACAGAGAGAGGAGAGAGACAGAGAGAGAAAGUACAUUGCAACCCACAGCAAUGCAGCUGCUGUGGGUUACAAUUUCUCUCUGUCUCUCUCCUCUCUCUGUGUGGCUUCGUCUCAUACGCUCCGUCCUCGUUGGUGUUCGGCAGCUUCUUCCUCGUUGGUCAAAAGUUUGGCUAACUUUAGCAGGAAGAAUGAACUCUUAUCUCAAUGCAACAUUAGCAAUACAGUUAUAUCAUGCAAAGGAGGGUAAACGACCAACAUGAUUAAACACCUCAGGAUUCAUGGAGGAGAAAUACCCGAGUGCUCGUCUUUGACGCGCUUCACCGGUGUUGUGUCGUUGAAUGCACCCCUGACGGGAGCGCGGUUGAAAGUACACAACAAGGCGAAACAAUCCAAGUUUUUCUUACCGUUUGACGGAAUCUAAAGCGUUUGCCUUUAAUGAUUUCAUUCAGGCUAUUCAGAUAUGCCGAAAACAAUAGCCCUCUGAUUCGGAAUAUUUACUGUCCUGAAAAUAUUAUGUUCUCUACAUUAACAGCUUACUCUACAGUUUAUAUACCCAAGUACACCUUUAUGUGUGCAUUUUUGAGACACAUACAAACAAAACGAAAGUUUACUGCUCCAUUUGACACGUUUUCAUGAUCAGUGGAGGGGAGGCAUUCUACGGCAGGGGUGCAUUCUACAGCACAACACCUGUCUCCCGCUAACCAGUCAGGAUCAGAUAAGUGAAACAAUAAAUUACUUCUGUCCUCUGCUAACUUUGAAACGGUAAAGAAAUUGAACUGUGUACGGUGAGUAAACUUAAAUAUCCACCUAACGUUAGCCCUUGUACUUUUUCAUAGACAAACGACCUGAAAACAAAAAUUGAUAUUUAUAUACUGGUUGAAAAUAGCUCUGUGAGAAAUUCAUAGUAAAGUUCUUAAAAAGUUAAUAGGAUUUAAAAAUUCAUGGAGAAGUUCAGAAAUUUCAUCCAAAAAGAAGAGCCCCGGUUAGCAACCUCAUUCAAACCAUGCUUUUUUUUAUUCUUUUUUCUUUUUUCUUUUUGAUAUCCUGCCUUUUAAAAGAAUCGAAUUAGAGAAUCGAUAGGAAUCGGAAUCGAAAUCGAAAUGAGGAAUCGAAAUUGGAAUCGGAAUCGUUCAAAAUCAAACGAUACCCAACCCUAGUAGAGAGUCAAUAAUUUAAACAAUAACACAAAAAAAAAAAACAUUCAUUGAUCUUGAAAAAUAAAUUAAAACUUGCACAAAUUUCAUUUUCUGGAUUUGAUCUCUGUGUUAAUCUCAGUGGCAGAGCGGCAGCCGUCUGAUACAAACAAUCCUCCACAUGUUAAAGAGGCUUUAGUCAAAUCUCAUUGUGGAAAAGAGGAACACUGCAGCACCAUUUCAGUUUGAAUCAGUUCAAUAAUUUAUCUGCUGCUAUGCUCAUAAUUUCACAAUGCUAGUUUUCCAGAGAAAUACAGAAGAAGAACAUAAUUCUGUGAUAACUUCCCCCUUAUCAUUCAGACCUGGGUGAUGAUUUGUGAGCAUUGAUUUAUUUAUCAGUAACUUAUUUAUCAGGGUUUCUUUGCAAAUGUUGUGGUCUAUGAUAAGAAAGGGUCGUCCUGAUGCAAACUUGAAGUUCCUCUCACUAAGUUUAAGUCAAAUCUAGUUUAUGUUUUGCUGUGACACUCGGAUGCAAAAUAGUCAAGUCAAAGGAUCAUGCUUGCUGGCAUAUUUACCAUAGAUAAGGAAUUACAUAAUGCACAUAACAUUUCUACGGAGGUCAUUUUUCUGGAAAAAUCAAAUGCUGUAAAAUUAUAUUCUCAGUGUCCUCAUGUUUUAAAUUAUUUUUUGUUUUUAGGGUGUUAAAAAAUGAACCUGAUACAUGCCCAGCUUUGCAAUUUUAGAUUAAAACUGAUUUUUUGAGCCCUGUGAUCUCAAUCUAUGUCAUGUAAAAUAAUAUUUCUGUUUACCCUCUAGGGCUGGAUGAAUGAGAUUUCCAACUAUGACCCUGAGACAUACCAUGCCACACUGACUCAGUCUGUUUUUGUCCGGUUGGAGGGCUCCAUCAUCCGUCUGUCCAAACCUAAUCACAACAUUGCACGCCGUGCAAGUCAUAAUGAACCAAAACCUGAUGUUACCUAUAUCAGUCAGAAGAUCUACGAUCUCACCAACAGCAGAGUAUGUAAUAUGAUUCACUAAGUAAUAUCUGAGAGCCUUUUACUCAAUUUUCAUUCAGCGCAUAAUCUGUCAUCAGCAGUUGUGUUUUUAGGUUGUACACAUUUGGAUAUUGUCCUCUAGCUCUCUUAGUAGUCUUAAAAAGUCAUGAAAAAUAUGUAUAAUUUUCAAACUUAUUUUGAUAGAGUCUUUCUUCUAUAAUCCUCUCAAAGGUAUUUUUAAUGCCUCAAAGCCUGGCCAGGAAGCGAUUAUGGAACAAAAAAUACCCCAUCUGCAUUGAACUUGGCAAACAGGAUGACUUCAUGUCAAAGGCUGAGGGUGAAAAGUGGGAGCCCAGUGAGAAAGGGGAAGGCACAGGAGGAACACAGGAUCGACGGUCUUCAUCCAGUAAAGACCUGACUCUCUACCUGUUUGGAAGGACUGGCAGGGAGAAGGAGGAGUGGUUUCAGCGGAUUCUAUCAGCUUCCAAGCUCAAGGUGGAUAUGAAGAAAGCAACAGGCUUGGGGACGUGCAAGAGUGGUAAGCAAAACUGAUGUUUGUGUCAGCAAGACAUGUUUCUCCUACAGAUUAAAGCGACAGUAAUAUUGGAACAUAUCUUUUUUUUUUCUUUUAAUCUUACUCUACUUUGAUUUUUUUCUCAAAGCAUCAGUUAAAUAAAUAGGAGUUUUAUUCAUGAACUAUACCACCACAGUUAUCAAAUCUGAGAUUUUGGAGGCUUUCAAGCUCAGGAAAUCAAGCCAAUUGGGCCCUUUUAAUUUUAGAAAGCAGUGAACAAGUCACUCAGAGUAAAGCAAACUAAGCACCAAGCUUGUGCUUUGCUACCAGAUAAACCCAACAUCCUGAUGAAAUCAAAUAUGCCCAGUCUAGGGUGACUUUGAAGUCUCCUCAUAAGAGAUCUGACUUUUGAUCAAAUGCAUUUUUUCUUAAUUUAGGACAUAUAACUGUCCUUCUGUCCUCUAUAACUGCUGUGUAUAGAGGACAGAAGGAGACAGAAUGAAAUAUAUAAAUACAUUUUUAAAUAAAUAAAUAGUGUCAUUAAUUAUUUAAAAUGGGAAUAAAAUACAUAAAUGUUACAUAAAAUGUGUCAUUAAUAUGAUAAAAUACCAGUUUAUUCAAUGUAAAAAAAUAUAUAAUUAUCUCACUUUUUUAUUAAUUAUUUCAUGGACCUGUGUUGCAGUGCUUCAUGAAUUUAUUUUAUCUGGCAAACUCACUAAUCAAAGUCAGUUGUCAGGACUAAUGCUGAUCUAGUGUGAUCCAUUGCUUUGGUCUGAAGCCUGAAGUCUUUCAAAACAUAGCAGCUAUGGAGGAUAUGCUCCAACUUUCUCAGGAGUUGGUUAUACAUAUUUUGACCUUGCAGAGUAUGUGGAAGCGGGACCUGCUGACCUUGAGCAUGUAGUAUGAACACCAGAGGAAUUAAGGGACAUUUUUGGAGUCAUUCCCGUACUCUCCAACCAAGAUAUUGACCACAGAGUUGCUGCAUCAAUCCAUUAUCUGGAGUUGAUCUGUCUUGACUUGAUGUGCCAAUCAGGUGUUAGGAUCUGCCCAAUGACUUUGAUUUAAUGGCACAUUUAUUGAUUUAAUUCCCAUUUUAAUUAAUUAUUGACAAAUUUAAGUAUUUAUUUAAAGAUGUCUUAUAUAUUACAUUCUGUUUCUUUUCAUUCCUCCAUAGCUCUGGGAAAUCUCCCUUCACUGUUUUCCAGUAUCCAGUUCAGGUCAAUAUCCCUAAAGAUUUCUUUGGUGUUGAAGCGCUAAAAUGAUCAUCUCUUUGUGCUGUUUGUAGUGCCAACAGCUCUGAGCUCUCACAGUCGGAGUGCCAGCCGCAGUAGUUUGGAUGAACUGUCAUCACAGCCCAGGUCAAAGGACUCCUCAGCCUCCUCAACAACAGCAGGCAGUGCCAAAACUAAGCCACUCUUGGAAUACAGUGUAUACAUGGCCUCCAUACUGCCAAAACAGGCAGCAGUCAGCCCUGCAGCUGCCAGCCCUGCUCCCCAGAGUCCACAGAGCAGCCCUGGGUCUGACAAGAAGGUAACAUACACUCAUCCACUCUUCACACCAGUAACAUUUUUUUACACUCCUCAUGUUGGUGGCCAACAUGUCAUCUAUUGUGUUUAAUCUUGUUUUGUUGCAAGCUGGCUCUCUGCAAUCAGCAAACAUCCAGUGUUGUUUAUUAUCAAGAUGUAAAGUGAUAAAAUGGCUGUAUGGUGUGGGGAAUAAAUGUUCCUGAAAUCUUGACUGAGAAAUGAAAUCCUUUUCCUAUUUGUUCGACCUUUGUUUGUUUGAAAUGUUGUGUUUGUAGCUUCAGCCUACUGCCUCAGUUCCAGUACCACCCAGCAUAGAGGAAGACGAUAAUGUUGCCUGGGUAAAUGCAGCUCUUGGUCGGGUCUUCUGGGACUUCCUAAGUGAGCCACACUGGGCUGAGAUGGUCUCCAGUAAGAUUCAGAUGAAGCUCAGCAAGAUACGGGUGAGAAGCACAAGACUGUCAGCAGUCUUUCUCUCCAAAAAUGUCAACUUUAACAUGCAAACUUGCAAAAAUAAUGAGUGUAGAGAUGGACAAAAAAUGAAUGCAGCUCACUCUUGUGCUGAACACAAAAUGUGGCAAACUCACUGAAAACACACUUUGAUAAACAUUGAUAAAUGUGAAAAAAUCCAAGCCAGGGAGUCAUUGUGCUCUUUUUGAAAGAGUAUUUAAAUAAUGAGUUAUUUUUUCAUAUACUGGAUCUAAGUCCUUUUCUAUAAUAUGACAACCAUUGUUAUGUUCACAUCAUUUCACCAUACAGACAAAGCUUAUGAUUAAGUGUUGUGGACGUUUAUGCUUGAGUAUUUCUGUUACUGUCAUAGACACUUAAGGCUCUAUUUUCGUGCCUCGCCGGAGACGUGGCACAGGCGCGGUGUAAGUCAGGUCCGCCGUGCCGACAAGGCGUGCCCAAGCACAAUUUGGUAUUUUGGUGAGCGGUGCAGCCCGGUGUUAGUAUCCCCCUCCCUAACUCGGCUCCUCCCAGCAGCUUAAGUAGUAGAGAGGGUGGAGAGAAGGCGUGGAGUGGGUUUAACACAGCCGAGUCCUGUUUUCACCAAUAACAUCAGCUCCUCUCCUCACCUUUAAAUCAGCCACCGGCGAGGCGUAUUACAAUUUUCGUGAAGUAAUCGAAGAGAUGAAGAGAUGGCUGAAGACAGCAAUGCCACACGAUGGCGACAGAAGGCAGCCCCUCAACAAGUGUCACUGUAAGUGCUGCAGAGGGGGUCCUGCACACUGUCUCAUAUAAGCGCAGAUGGAUUUGGUGUGUGGUGUUGGACCCACUUGACAGACAAACACCCUUUUCCUACAAAUAAAGACACUCACAUAAAGUUGCAUUUAAAUUUUUUAUUUAAACCCCACAUGACAAAGGUGGGUUGUGCGCACGGAUCACGCAUCAUGCUCCAUGGCCUGGCUCUUUCUUUCAUAGAUGUUGGUAUAUAAAAUAAAUUUGGCUCACAAAACUGAAUAUUAUAAUAUUCCUAUGUGGGCCUAACUCCGCAUUGAAUAUUUAUAGAAUCUUAAUGAUGUGAGGAAAUCAGAUAAACAGGUAAUUUUGAGUAAAACUUUCUUUUCUUUUCUUUCUUUUAUUGUUCAAAUUUUCGAAGUAAAUAACUCAUCUGAUCACUAAAAUCAAUCAUCUGGUCAGCCGUGACACCGCAGCAGCAGCAGGACGCAGAGAGGACAUGGAGACAUGUCAGGUGUUGUGCCAUGGAAUGCACCCCCUGAUGGGAGCGCGGUUGAAAGUACACAACAAGGCGAAACAAUCCAAAUUUUCCUUACUGUUGGACUGAUUCUAAAGCGUGUGCCUUUAAUGAUUUCAUUCAGGCUAUUCAGAUAUGCCGAAAACAAUAGCCCUCUGAUUCGGAAUAUUUGCUGCCCUGAAAAUAUAAUGUUCUCUACCUUAACAGCUUACUGUACAGUUUAUAUAAUCAAGUACACCUCUGUAUGUGCACUUUUUAAAUACCUAAAAACAGAAUGAAAGUUUGCUGCUCCAUUUGACAUGUUGUCAUGAUCCAAUACUCGUGUUUUUUUUAAAUAUGAGAUAAUUUUUUCCACUUUAAGAUGCUAAUGAGUGGAUGGGAUGCAGGGAAUGCAUUCUACGGCAGGGAUGCAUUCUACAGCACAACACCUAUUGAGCUGCGUGAGGAGGAAGGAGGAUAAGCGGGGAGACAAAUUAAAUAUUUUGUACUUCAUCAUGUGUGACUGUUUACUGGAUAUUUAAUUUAAUGAGGUUUCAGUUGUGUUGAUUUGGUCAGGUGGAGUGUCCAAACGCGCGCCAAACACGCUUAUCAGAUAACAUAUAGAUCAGAAUAUAUCGAUAGAGAUCUGCUGCUGCUGAAUCAUAAUAUUGGUUGUUGAUGAUUAUUUAUUGCACUGUAAUAUGCCUGACACUGUGAAAACCUGCCGGUGAGGCAUCGGUGACGUGUGCGGAAUACGCCGCCGGUCUACCAAAAUACCACUAGACCAGCUGCGCUCCGCCAGCGCUGAAAGCUGACCAGGUUUGAAUCGGCGAGCUUUCAGCGCACAAUUCACGCCACCAGCGAGCACGAAAAUGUCACUGCGCCAGCUGAUUCUGUCGACACCUCCCCCUGUCGCGCAUCCAUGCCCAGCUUGGCGGGCCUCAGUCUACGAAAAUACCAAACUGGCUGUACGCCAGGCUCCGCCAGACAAAAAUACCACUGCGUGGGGUCCGCUACUGUCCGCCGCGUCACCGGCAGACACGAAAAUAGAGCCCUUAGCCUAUUACUGGAUACUGCAUACUAGAUACUCGACUCUCCCAGACUAUGUUUUUUGUCUCUCUUUAUUUAUUGUUUUAUAAUUUGUAGGUAAAAUGAGCACAACAUGUUCGGCUCAGUUGUGUGUUUGUUGUCUGUUUCAGUUGCCCUAUUUCAUGAAUGAGCUGACCCUGACAGAACUGGACAUGGGCUUGGCCACUCCCAGAAUCCUAGGGGCUUCCAAACCCUCCAUUGACUACAGAGGCAAGAGAGAAAUCGAGCACACACACACACACUCAGAGUCAGAUUUAACUGUAUGCAACACUUGCAUGUCUAGCUAGUUUCACUGUCUCUUUGGCACAUGAAGGUCCUUGUCCCUGAUAACUGUACAGUAUUUGCCUAUACACAGAGCACAUUUAAAUGAUCUUUUUGUUUGUAAGUACAACACCCCUCUAGCAAUUGCCUGCUGGAGAGUUAGCUGAGUACACAUUGGCAAUAACAAAGAUAAACAGAUGGUAAGCAGAGUUUUUAGUCUUGUCUAUCCCUGACUUUUAGAAACCAGUCUUUACUUUGCCUCGGGAAGUCAUGUUUUUGAGGUGAUGAGCUUGCACCUAAGUUCAUUUGUGAUACAGCACUUAUGCAUGUAUAGUUUUACAUAUACACAUACAGUACAAAAAUUAUGAGCUCCUUUGUAGAUACAAAAAUGUCAAAGACUUCAUCCCAAGAACUUCAACUUAAACACAAUUUGUAAUGUAUGUCAGUGAGGUUAUUUUCUUUACUCCAGAGCUCCAUUAAAAAAGACCACUACAUUAAAGAGGACUAAAUCUCAAGAGGAAGAGCUGUUUGAUCAUCACAUUUCUGUGUUGAGGUGACCUUUAGCGAGCAGGACAUUAGAGUGAUAAUUGGUGCAUUUGGAAAGAGGCUUGGAUAGAAAGCAGUCAUGGAUAUCAUCAUGCUUACAGGGGCCUGACUUUUGGAUAGAUUGUGUCACCGAGGGCUGUAGUUAAAUUUUGCCAAAAAUAAAACAAAAACAAGUGAUAAUAAGACUGAAGACUUUUGUCUAGAUAGUACAAAUCACCACUUAGAUUCUUGAUACUGAGUUAAAUUGAUAGACUGUAUAGAGAAUGGACUCCGUCUGCCUCCUCGCUGGGUGAAGCCAACUGGAGAACAGCACCUUCUGGUGACGGGCUCAAGUAUAGGUCGUAAAUCCCACCUCCUCCAGCAAUCCUUAUGGAGUUGUGGACAAACUUUAGAAAUUAUUUACACUCAAUAAAAUCUUUUUUCGCCCCCGGUUGCAAUGUUGACAUGUAGUUAUUGUAAGACUGGUUUGUGCUCAAGUCCUCUUUUUUUCUGUGCAGCUCAGUUUUUAAAAGUUAUGAGGGGGUUCAAGUUUUCUAUGACUGAAACUUGAUACAGCCUAUGGGUGUAUGAAGAUUGCAUAGCUCACCCAGGGUAUACGCUGUUUUAGCUGAGCAUCGACACAGCAACUCGGCGACUCUCCCGACAAAUGCAUACAAUGCAACAAAGUGUUGGUUUCAGGAAGUGGAGAAAAAAAACUGAAAUACCAAGAGCUUUUUGGCUUCAAAUCCAAAUACUGGUGGAAGGUGGGGCCAAGUUGUGCAUAGUAUAUGCAAUCUAUGGUUAAAUUAUGUUUGUUCUCAUUAGCACAGAGAUGGUGUCAGUUUCUGAAGGGUGCAGUUCUUACAUGUUGGAAUCGAUCGUCUUUUGUAAUAUAUUAUCAAAUGGAUCCAACUCCGCAAAAGCAUCUUGGCUGCAGUUUUAAAUACAAAUGGCAAGUAAACAAAACAGAGCUUCUUGAGCAGAGGAUUAGAGAAAGCUGCUCUUGAAACAAGUGUGACAAUAUGCAAAUGCGUUCAUCAGAUAGAGAUGGACAUGUUUCCAGUAAAUUGUUUGAUUAGGAAAGUUAGUAGCUUAAAGUGGCAGAACAGAUUUGGUGGAAAGGGAAUGUAACAUUUACAACAUUAGUAGUUUCAGUUUGUGCGUAACCACUGUAGUAUAAAAGAUUUAAAUUUUGCUUACUUACCAUAAGCCCUCUACAGCUACGUAGGGGCAUGUCCCUAUCCACUGAAGCUGCGGUCUUGCACUGCCAUGUUUCUUUUACCGUAGCACGGACCAGACAAACCAAAAAGAGCCAGACAUGUUUCUGUAUUUGGCGGAUGGCCACUGAAAAUGCAUCAGAAGAAAGUGGUUGUUGUUGUUGUUGUUGUGCACUAAAGGAAACGUAUUGCUGGAAGUUUUCUGAUGCAAAAUUAGAUAAAUUGAAGAUCAUACUUCCUUGACAUGCUUUGUUGGAACUUUUCGUUCUCAAAGGCUACUGUCAUUUUGCCGACAGAUGGGGAGAGCAAGGGGGUGGAACCUGACCACUGUCUCCAUUUCUGGACAGUUUUUAAAAAUUCUCUUUUUUGAGCUCCAAAGGUUUGUUUCCACUGACUUAAGUAAAGCUCAUAAAAGGAAUUAGAGCGUGGUCAGUAAGUUCUUUAUACUCCUAAAUCUUUGAGCACUACAUGUAGUAUUGAAAAUUAAAGUAGGUCAGUACUGUUGCAAUCCUUGGGCAUAAACAGAGGUGGCCUUUAGUUUAAUAUCUGGUAAAAGCUGUUAUUCUUCUUCAUGUGGUCUUCAGAUAAAACUGACUGAUAGGAUCCCAGCACUACUGCUCCUGUCUGAAUAAAUGACUUCUUUCAGAAACAAAGCAGCAGCUCGGACACUGUCAGACAUCACUAACAACCAAUGAUAGUGUUCUAGUGCUCAUAUAACCCACUGUGAAGGAUACGUCAUCAUCCUGUUCUGAUUCAUUGCCUGUGGUGAAAUUUCACAUACAUGAGAAAAAGCAUUAGUGUUAUAUAACCACCUUGAAAGUCCAUGAGGAAAAUACUCACACAAUGAUGUUCUCUAUUAGCCCUGAACAAAAAAAUGCUUCAUUCAGUCAGAACAUGCAAAAUAAAGACUGUGCAUCACACUGGAUGAUUACAUGCGCUCACACCCACUCAGCUUUCUAGGCUGUGCCGCCUUCAGGGUUCGAGGGACAUGCUUGUUUCUAAAUAGACUCUGUUUAAAGAAAGUCAAAAACCUUUGACUCUAACAGCUGCUGCUGCUAGACUGUCUGAAAAAACGAACACUGCUCGCUCAGAGGUUAGAAGCGUGGUGUUUGCUGUACAAUCUCAGUUGUGACAAAAGGCAUUUUUUUAUUAAUGAAGAAUAAACCUACUGAAGGUGUUAUGAAGUUCCCUGGAAAAUUGAAAGCUUUGUUUCCAGAGGUGCAAGUGAGCUAAGCUGAGUACAAUACAAUCUGUCCUUAAGCACUUUAGCAGGUCUUAUGGUUAUCUGUGGAUUGGAUAAAUUGAGGCUUAGCUAUGCGAGGUCACAGUUUUGUGAGGGACUGUAGGUUUGCUGCAAGUUUCAGCUGGAGUUUCCUGAAAACUCUGCGCACUUUUGAUCAGUAGGAGCUUUGCAUGUUAUUGAAGAUCACCUCGGUAGCACUGAGCUCUCCACCUCUCUAUGUGACAUUGCUUUUUCUCAUUCACCCUUACAUCCUGACAGAUCUGUCUCUUCAUCUGUUUCAUGCGUGCAGUCUCAAACUGUCCUCUUCGUUUUAUCAUUCCUUUUCAUUUUUGUGUCCUCUCUCACUCUUUAGUCCCAGUGCCUGUCUUCCUCCCUGCAGUGCUGUGAGUCACUGUCUCAUUUUCAUCACCCCAGCACUCACAUUACCCUGUAAUCAGAGCAGGAAUUGAUUGCAUCUCUGACUGAGAUGGCAUUUGUUGGAGCUGUUUCAAGGAAAACACCCUUCUACAACCACUUCAAUUGAAGUCUGUGUACAUACGAAGCUAGCUCUGAGAUAAUGUUGUUAAAGGGGGCAUCAGCAUGAAUUGCUAUAAUUAUUUGGAAACUCUAUCAUAAUGCCAAAUGUUUUCAUUUCUUCAGACAGAAUUCAGAGGACUCGAUCCAGAUCACCUAGUGCUGAUGGACCACAACAAAGUGUCUUACUUUAGACAUAGUUCUGAGAAGUGAACGGAUGCUGGAAAGGGAUUUGUAUCUAAAACAAAGGAGUAAAUAUCCAUAAUUGAUGUAUCUGUAGAAAAGAGAGCAGUCAUUGUUAUUUUGUUUUUGAGCUGCAUGUUUCCAAGCAGGUACAGCCUUUGACCUGGAUAAGUUUUUCCAAAAGUUCCAGUGGAACUGGUCAGUUUAGUUCCUCUUUAAUCUUGCACCGAUAGCACAGAGGUUGUAUCACCCAAGCAUCUCAAGUUCUGCCUUUGCCUCGUCUCACCCCACUCCUUCCUGGAAUAAGCAUGCUGAGAGCAGUAGAUCAAUGAACCUCUCCAGCUGUGUGUGUAUGUGAGCAUAUCACAACAGAGAAUAAACUCUGCAAACUCACAUACCUAUGUCCAUGCUCUUUUGUGUCUGCAUACACUCAUUUUUGUGGGUAUGCAUAAAAGGAGUCAUCCUGCUGCUUUUUGGCCCUUGCUCGUUGGACACAUCUUGAUUAUGUGUGUUCUCCCCAGUUUGCCCACAGGACACUGCUGCCCCCAGCAGUUUGUUCUAAGGACAUUCAGUUCUUCCCUUGAACAAACCUCAAACAGUUUGUCAUCAUCUUGAUUACCCACCACGCCACCAGGGACUGAGGAGAGUAAAGCAAAGCCCAUCAGGUUUAGCAGGCUCAGCCAGCUCACCCCAUGUCUUUGUCUGACUAUCAAACUUUCUAUUUAUAUGUUGUGCCUUUCUGACUGGAUAGCCUUUAGUUUUUUUCCUCAUUAUUUUUUGCUCUGUUAUUUUUAUCUGCUUUCAUUUUUAGCGUCUUUGUUUUCCUCUGACUUCUCAUAACUAUGUUUUCUUUCUUCUCUUUUACACACCACCAGAAGUCCUCUUCGCAUUCUCACAACUAGCUACUAUUAAGGCCUCAGUAAUCAGCACUCAUAAUACACAGGGAAGUAAUUGAUGUAUGCCAGCAAUAUAUUCUCACUCAGCAUUCACAUUUGACCAUCCCUUCCCCGGAAGACAAUAUACCUCCACACCACUAAGGUACAAUGAAAUGAAGCGUAAGCCAGUCGUCAGCAAACCUCAGAUUAAUUUGUGAUGAUGAAGUGAUAAAAUAAUAGAUUACUGGUCGAUCCUGGAUUAGAGCACAACAUGUUGCAAAGAAAGGUAAUGUGCAUAAUAUGAAGAACAACUGGCAGACCUGGAAACUGAGUUAACUUUUUAAUAUUUCUUUAUUUACAUACCUUUCGUUAGGGGUGGGAAUCACCAGUGGCCCCAUGAUAUGAUAUUAUCACGAUACUUAGGCCACGAUACGACAUUAUUACGAUUUUUAACAUUUUGCGAUACAGUGAGUAUGCAAUGCAAUAUAUCAAGAUUUAUAUAUUUUUUUACAACUGUUUAGCUAAAUUAGCAUUUGUCUUUCCUUUAUGCUUGUCUUAUUAACACUGUAUUUUAUUUUUUUGCAGCACAUCUUGCAAACUUUGGCCCAGACUACACAUAUAUAGAUAAUUAUUUAUCAGGAUAUUUUUGUACUCUCGUCUAAAUAAAUGUAUCUGUCCACACUUGUUAGUUCUCAAAAAUAUCUGGGUCCACACGUAGCCUUCAAACUCAAUCCUAUCUGGUGCUGCUUAAAAAAAAUUCAGGAACAAAGCUACCUGAUUGGCCGAUGAAUCGUAACAGCGUGAUGCGUCAUGCAUUGUUUGCGGAAGCUACGCUAGUGCGUCGGGUCCAUGUGACGGACCAUGUGACCAAUAAAAGUAUUGGACGCAGCAGACACCUCUGUGAGUUGGCUGACUGGUGGAUGUAAAUGUAUAAAACAAGGUUCACUUGCAAGGCUGAAAUAAGCCCCAAAAGGGCAAAACAAAUGUAAAGAAUACCCUGUAUGUCCGCCAUUGUUGUUGUGAUUUUUCUUUUUAAUUCGCAUGCGCGAGCUGCGGUUUGACGUCAUCGAUCCGUAAAAGUUCAACCACACGAAUCCACUUAUACGCAUAUUUUUUUAUUUCUCCACUUGUUUUUUCGGAUUCAGAUGUAUCCGGUUUGAGUGCUCCAAACUCCCAAUUUGGUGUGGUAGGGAGGCCUAAUCGGACAUAAAUAUGUACAGUUUGAAAUAUAUCCGCAUUCAUGUAGUUGGGGCUUUUGUGUCAGGUCAAUCUCAUUUGUGCCCUGCUUGCUUUCUUAAUGUUUUUCCCCAGGUGACGCUGUAUUUGUUGUACUAACGUUCUUCUGCUCUAUGAUGUCACCUCUGCCAACCUCACUGGACAAACAGUUGAUUUUAAUUUUCCAUUAUCACAGAUUUGACUUCAUAUUAACAAUUAAUUUGAAAAAAAUUGAGAAAUACUUGGUAUAUGAGUGGAUACAAUAUAUCACCAGACAAAAUAUCGUGUUACUAUGCUGUAUCAAUUUUUUUCUCCCACCCCUACCUUUCAUUGAUAUCACAAUAUUAGACAAUGUCACAUCACAUGGGAUUUUAUUUUAAUCACUGCAGGCUUGGUAUCAGAGUCCCCUGUAAAAUGCUGAACCAAGUGUGGAGAAAAGUUAUAAGUAAGGCUGUCAAAGAUUUUUUUUUUUUUUAGUUGUAAUUAUUUCAUGAUUUUCCAUAAGAAUAACUAUCACAAAUUAAUUUGCAUAUUUCUUAAGUGAUAUUGAAAUGAGUUUGUAAUUGUCUCUUAUAAAUAGGAGUUUAAAAUAGGAUGGCUUUAUACAAAUGUUUUAUUAUUAUUGGAACAGCGAGAGUAACAUCAGAAAGUCAUGCCCAACAAGCAACUACAAAUGUUCAUACUGACCUAAGUGAAACACGGCAUUGUAAAAUGACAACAAUGUUAGGUCUGAGCUAACACCUGUAAAAGUUUACCCAACAUCCUGUUUUUAAUCAGUUUAAUGAAAACAAUAGACCUGACACAUCACAACUAAGGUUGGGCUUUAUUGGUAUUAAUGCCAUUAUUGAGUCUGCUUAUCAACCAAGUACUUUAUUCGUUCAUUUUUCAUUAUAGCCUUUAUAAUUGCCUCAUGUAAGAUAUGAUUUGGACGGAGGCUUGGAGAAGUUUGUGUAAUGCAGAUUACAGUGAAUUUGGUGGAGCAGUGGACAAAGAAACAGAGACAGAGUGGAGGAGAGAGAGUGCCCUAUUUAUGCUGUCAGUCCACCUCCUGCUGAUAUCAAAAAGGGGCUGGGAGGGAGACUGUGUGCUCCCCAACUGUUUCUCCUCUGUUCAAAGGACAUUGAGAUCUUCUCCUUCUACAGAGUCUUUUUCUGAGCGUUUCUCAUCUUGACGGCGGGAUCAAGAAAUGAAAUCUGUUGGGGGCCCAACUUCUGGGAUGCUUGAGAGGGACACAGCAACAGGAGAAUUGGAGAAGUGUGAAAACAAAGGAGCGAGAAGAGAGAGAUAUAACGUGGAAGAAGGAAGGUGGCCUGAAGUGCUGUCAUGAUUAGAAAAAUUUAAUUUGUCAACAGUGUUGUGCCUCAUAAACAUUCAAGUAGUACAGCUCUAUGUGCUGUAUAUGGUGUGACAUGAGUGUAGAGUAUCUCCUUAAGUACAGGUUUAGCUCACAACCUCAAAUCUUCCCUCCACAGCCAUAGUUUCAAUUCUCUCAUUUCCUCUCAGAUCAUGUUUCUAAUAACUGUGUUCCCUCAGGCCUGUGGUUUGACUUGGAGCUCUCCUACAGUGGUUCUUUCCUGAUGACCUUGGAAACAAAAAUGAACCUCAUCCGCCUGGGCAAGGAGGGAGAGAGUGUCCGCUUUGGGGAGUUUGGCAAAGAUGGGUGAGACAAUCAAGUCCUUUGCAAAAAGACACACGUCCCUAUAUAUGUCUCCCCUCCUCUACUUGAAAAAUGUAGCUUUCUCUGUCAAGCGCCUAAAUGUUCUUUUUGCCUCACACUCCGUGUUCUUGAUCUUUGCUGUCUUUUACACCUUGUCUCUUCUUUUCUCUCCCUGCUUUCUCUCCCUCCUCUCUCCUCUCCCUCUCUCUCUCUCUCUCUCUCUCUCUCUCUCUCUCUCUCUCUCUCUCUCUCUCUCUCUCUCUCUCUCUCUCUCUCUCUCUCUCUCUCUCUCUCUCUCUCUCUCUCUCUCUCUCUCUCUCUCUCUCUCUCUCUCUCUCUCUCUCUCUCUCUCUCUCUCUCUCUCUCUCUCUCUCUCUCUCUCUCUCUCUCUCUCUCUCUCUCUCUCUCUCUCUCUCUCUCUCUCUCUCUCUCUCUCUCUCUCUCUCUCUCUCUCUCUCUCUCUCUCUCUCUCUCUCUCUCUCUGCCAUCUGGAUUCUGGCUUUAAUACAACUGUUAAUUGGGGGCAUUUCUGGUUUUGGUGAGUGUUGCAUGAUGUUUAAAAGUUACCUCUUUUCAUCUCAUUUUUUUAGAUUUCUGUAGUUUGUUUUUCUGCCUUCAUGAAACAUCUCAAUGCUUUAUUUCAUAUAGUGUUAACACAUUUAUCUUCGCAGUUCUGUCAUGCGUAAUUUUGGUGUUUUACUCCCCAUUAAAAUUAAGGGAAGUGGUGGCAGUGUUGGAGUUGAGAAGUAGAGUGGAGAUGCAGAGAUUCAUCUUUUCUAAAACUGCAUCAAGAUGAGUCAGCUGAUAUGUUCAUACCUAUCUUUUUAGCAGUUUGGUGAAACCAUAAAUCACAAACUGAGUACAUUGAAAAUCUCUCAAAGGUUGUCAAUAACACAGCCGACUUCAGCCAGGAAGCAAGAUUCAAGCUUUUAAUGUCAGUUUCUGUCAUAUGUCAGUACAUGCACAGGAAUCAAACAAAAUGUUUCUCUCCAUCCCACAAUGCAAAAACACAGAGAGUAUAUUAAAAAUACCCCCAAAAAUACAAUAGAGAGAAGUAUAGCACAAUAGAAGAGUGGCACAUGUGUCCACAUCUACCUUUGUGCCUACUGUGUCUACAUAUAUAGUAUAUACCCUCCCAUACACAUGCACCCUAUACAUACACACACAGGUAAACCAAAUCACCAAAAAAAAUGAUUCUGCUGAACAUAUUUAUACAUGACCUUAAGUACAGGUGGUGGAUGCAAUCUGUAGCAAUUCACUGAUGGAGAAAGCAUGUAAAAAAAACAGGAAGUCACUAUGUGAACAGUGAAGUUGUAGUGCAAAGAAAAAAAACAUUUUACAGUGCAAAAUACCAAACCUGGAGAUUCUGCAGUUUUUGGUACAAUGCUAUCUCCAUAUGCACACUCAGAUCUCACUCUCAGAUCUCACUCUCAUUAACCCUUUUCAGAUCAUUAGUCUGCAACAGCACCAUAAUGCUGCCCUGCUGCCAUCAUACCUUUGUCAUUUAAACCCACAACAUUGCAAUAGCUGUGUCUCAGAAUGUCAGCUCAUAUUGUUUAAUGACAUCUCGUAAGCAUGAGGGGUAAACACAUGGUGGAAGCUCCAUAUGUACACACUCUUAGACAUACACACACAGAGCAUGACUGCAGCAUGCUCACAGUGAUCCAGUCUUGUCUCUGUCACUGCCUCUGCUGCCGGCACAGUGGCAGGACCACACGGUCCCACCAUAACACCUCUGAGACAUUCAUGUUCAAGGUGAGACAUUACAGAAGUGUAAAUAUCAAAGCUCAUACUACAAUGUGUAGUAUGAAAAGGGCUAGUGCUCCCAUACCUCUACCACUAGAGCCUUCUGCAUGUGUUAUUGCAUGGAUGUAGAUGUGUUUGAUGGUGUGUCUUUGUGUUUUUGUGUGGGUAUGAGUACCGUGUUUAAUUUCUUACUUCCAACCAUUUUUUAUGAUCUGUAUGUGUGUUCAGAUACAGGCCAAGAACUUACUGUCUGGCUGAUAGUGAUGAAGAGUCAUCCAGCGCAGGAUCAUCAGAUGAUGAAGACUUCUCAGAGCUCUCAAAUGACUCUGUUGGAGCAGAGGGGUAGGGAAAAGUUUCUGUAAUCACUCUGCAAAUUCAUUUCUCAAAAUAUUAAAAGAGCAGCUACAGAGUAAAUGUUGUUGCUGAAAUUGUGGUAACAUAACGGUGAUAUUGUUUAUUUAAUAGCAGAACCUUCAUACAAAUUUGUAAGAAGGCAAGCAGUUUUUAUUUAUAUAGCACCUUUCACAAAGUGCUUUACAUCUAAAAUAAUUCAAUGAAAAAUUAAAAACCACACAGAAAUAAAAAAGAAUGUAGUACAAACCAGCGCAGCAAUUGUCAGAAACUGUAAAAAGGCACAAAAGACACAUGGAGCAACUGUAGAAGACAAGUGGGGAUGAUUACUCACAAGGCUAAAAAAAAUGACAUGCUCACCAAAGUUUUUUGAAAAGCCUCCACAGAGAAAAAAGAACACAGGGAUAAAUGCAGAGAGUUUCAGGGGUCUAGAGCUAUGGCUUCAAAAGCUCAAUCAGUUUUCAACUAUGUUUAUGGGUUUGUUAACUGGUGCAGUGAACUGGAUAUUUAUGAACAGGCUAAUGAGUAAGGUUUAGUGAGUUUUGUGAGGUAUUCUGGCCUGGCCAUGUAAGGCUCUAAAGGUCUCUAAACUUUAGAUUUAGUUUUUAGUUUUGAAAUCCCUUUUUAAAAAUGAGGACAAAAGUAUAACUGUAACAAAUAAUGAGACAGACCUUGUAAGGAAAGGUCCUCCAGUCACAAAAAAAGCUGAGAACAAAUCAGAUUUAACACAGAAAAUAAAACUGUCUUCAGCAAUAUGUUGGCAGCCUUAACAACAAAGACAUUUCAUUUGUGUAUUUCACAGAAUUAAAAAAACUGUUAAAUUUUCUGUAAAGUGAUGUUAUGUACAGCUUCGCUGAAUCUAAAUUGUGACUUUCACUUUACCUUCUUGAAUAAAGAUUUGUAGGUGGUCACAAACCUAGCAAAAUAAUGCGCUUUGUGGACAAGAUCACCAAGUCCAAGUAUUUCCAGAAGGCCACAGAAACAGAGUUCAUCAAGAAGAAGAUGGAGGAAGUGUCAAACACACCUCUCUUACUCACAGUGGAGCUACAGGAACUCCAAGGAACUCUGGCUGUCAACAUCCCCCCUCCACCCACUGACAGGAUAUGGUACGUGAGAAGGGUUUGUUUUUCUGUUACCUUCACUUUGGAAUGUAGAGUGGACAUCACUGUUUUUCAGAGCCACAAAGAGUGGCAUCUCUGUCAGCCCUUUCUCACAGAUUGUAAACAAAGCCCAACUAUGCUCAAAGCAGUGGCUCCCAGACUGCUCUUACACAGCCACUUGUCUCUUAAGUUGAGAAUUACAAGUCAACAAAUUCUAUACUUGAAGAAAUGUAUGUUAGACUGAUAGAGGACACCUGACAAAGAACAUUUAUAAGCAUGUAAAACGGCAAAACGGCUGCAAUCCAGUCAUGGCAGGUUUUAUUUAAAAAAAACAGUUGAAGUAUGGCUGUGUGCAGUGCAUGACUGCCCUCUGCUGAUUGCUAAUGAUAUUGACUUCAGAUCUUAAUUUUUUAAUAUUUCACAGUGAGAAUAAGUACUUCAUUUCACCUAGCAUUCUUCUCUCGCAGGUAUGGUUUCAGGACACCCCCUCACCUGGAGCUGAAGGCCCGACCUAAACUGGGAGAAAGAGAAGUCACUCUGGCUCAUGUUACGGACUGGAUAGAGAAAAAACUGGACCAGGAAUUCCAGGUAUUGUUUGGUACUAUUUUUUUAUGACAAAAUUGUCAUUGAAUUAAAUUAUAAAAUGAUUUAACUUUAUUGAAUAUCCAGACCCAGUGAGCUCUAAUAGAUAUUGGUUUUGUCUCUGUUUAUUAAAUGAAUGGGAGGGGACCACUGACGAUAAAUUGUUGCCAUCAAUAGCACUAAGAGUUUCACAUCAUUUGCCCCCGCUAUCUGCUGUCUCAAGAUAACAGAUAGCAGGUCAUCACAUCUAUGAUGAAUUGAGAGAGCGAGCGUUCCCUUACCACUUAAUUAAACUGUCAGUUCAUGGCAGAUGUGAUACUAAUUUCCUAGUUUAUAUCCAGAGUCAUCCUGGUGAAUUUUAACAACACUUAGCUAGUUCAGAUUAAAAAAAAGAAAAAAGAAAUAACUUUGUGCAUAAUGACAGCCUGUGUGCAAGAGUUGCACCACAGGCAGCCACUGUAGGAUUACUUACAUCAAAGUAAUAUUAACAGACUCAACGCACAAAUAUAUAAUUUCUAGUUCAUUCAGAGGUUAAUUUUGGGCACAAUUACAAUCUCCUUUCAGUAAAUAGGAAAAAUGUCACUUUACCAUGGCUGUAUGCACUGAUGUUAAGGAACAAGUUUUGUAUUCAUUCAGACUCAUUUUCAUAGAAAGGGACCUGCUCUGCUCUACAUGCAUGUGUGAUGGCUUCUUUAAGUUUCUGGAAACAGCCCUGGCGCACAGACACUAUUUCCGUAGUGCUGUUUAGGCGCAUUUCACCCUUUGCACCAGCUGUAAAAGUUGACGAUGGCUUUUUUGGCUCAUUUGCACAGGUGUAGUGGGCUCAGAAACCAUGCAGUCCUGUGAAUCAGGCCCAGAAUGUGCUCAAACUCGAGACAAAAGCGUGCCAAGAAUAGUUAAAACUGAACACACCACUCAUCGUCCGUCCUUUUUCCUUUUCUCAUCAGAAAAUAUUUGUCAUGCCAAACAUGGAUGAUGUGUGGCUGACUAUCAUGCAUUCGGCCAUGGAUCCACGCACAGCCGGAGGACCCUUGGUUGGCCCCUCAGUGGACCUGGGGCCCUUCCAACCAGAAAAGGACAACACCAGCCAGACAUGAAGAUUGUUUACAGUAUUUCCUAAAGCUGAGAACUGAAGCCAAAGGUGAUGGCUCAGAUGCUACUUUAAAAACACAUUCCUCUAGUCAGCGGGUUUCUACAUAUUUCCACAUUGAAAAGACCAGAUGAGUUAGAGAGGACAAGGUUCGAGCUGACCAAGGAGACACUAAAGACAAACUGUUGCCUGCUGCUCUGUUUAAUGGUAUUUAUCUUGCCAGAAGAUGAGGUGUUCUGUCUGUGAAGGAUUUGUGUAACAGUAAGGACCUAUUAAAUAGGGACUGAUAUAUGAAGUGAGUUUAGUGUCUCAAAUUGGGUUGCAGAAGUUAACAAGGGGAAUGCAUAUUGAGUUUAUCAGGUCUUAUGAACAUGUAAAUGUGUUAGCAUUCACCAGAUUCCUUACGCCUGUGGAUUAUAAUUUUUGUCAGGCUAGAGGGGGAAAUAAAGCACUGUGGCCCCUGUAUGAGAAAAACGGCAAGUGUAGUGAAAGGUUCAUUGUGAAGGAUUUAAAUUGUGAUUGAAGGUGAGACGCUCCACUGUAGAAAGUGUGUCAAAUGUCAGCAGGUUUUAUAAAAACUGUAUUGGAUGAAACUCUGAUGCUUAAUGUGAGGUUUAGUUUCUAUAAGAAACCUUUAUCCUGAAAGUGUCAUUAUAUGAAUGGUUUUUGAUCAGGUGUCAACAGUCAACAGUAUUCAUUGGUGCUGUUACUACACCUUGAACACUUCCCUUCAUUCUCCAACACCCCUUUUUUAUUAUACCAGUGAUGCCCUUAUCCAUGUCUAGUAUACUGCUUAAUACUGCUUAAGCGUUAACACAAAAGAUCUAAGAGAUGAGUCAUUCAGUGUAAUGAUACCAUACUAAUGACAAAUACACAAACACAAGUGCAAUGGUAUUAAGGCUGCAGAGGCUUCAGUCUGAUCUUGUAUGGAUGUAAUAUAAAAUGUUUGUCUGGUGAGAAAUACGAUGCCUGAAUUACAUCUAUUGAAUGUAUAUUUGACAAGUUUUUGGUUCCUAUUGUUAUUGUACAACAUCAGUCUUCACCCAGUCACAUUUUGACUGUAAUACGAAAUAUUGCACAAGUACAAGUUUUACACUUUGUUUAUGAUAAACACUAUCUCAUCUCACAUAUCUUUUAUAUCCAGAAAUGUCAUGCAAUCGUUAUAUUUUGGGAGUAGCAGACGAUGUAAUUAUCUGUGUGUCAUUGUACCUUAUGGUGUUAACAUUUUCAACAAGGGUAAUUGUUAGAAGACCAACUUUAAUAUGUGACAGUGCUUUAAAUAGACUCCAUACUGUUUGUCAAACUAUUCUCUGGGGUUAAGGUACAAACUGUAUAGAAGAGCCACUUUGCCAAGAAUGUAUCUAUUGGUCCUUUCUCUGGAGAUACCAUUUAAACUGUGUCAUGUUUUAACCUGAACUGAAGUCUUUAAUUUGGCCUUGAGGUUCAGAUCUCUCUCUGCUCAAAGGUACACACCCAGAAAUGAUAUUACCUUGUAAGGUAAUAUAAAUACAUGUGCCACAGUACCAGCAUUAACACCGGCAUUAAAAUUUUCACAGGGAUUCUUACAUGAAUUUAAGUUUUGCUCUGUUAGGAUACUAAAGCAUUACACCACAAGGUAGAUCUGUUUCUGUAUGAUUGUCUCUCUCUUUAUACCUUGGUUGCCUUUUGUUUAUAAAUGAGUACACAAGAUGGGUAAUGGUAGUAUUUUUGUCUACUGUUUUGGGAUAAACAGUUAAAUAAGAUUUUCAAGGAUAUAUGAAGACAUGCCACGAUUUGUAUUUGUGAAAGAUAAAUGACUUUUUAAGAUUAUCAUAUUUUAAGGCCAAAUUCAGUGAUUCUGUGCCCAUGCCUUAUUAAUAGAGCAAAAUAAAACUGUCAGUGCAAGCUUU
This is a messenger RNA of Xyrichtys novacula (pearly razorfish), 42803 nucleotides long. NCBI's taxonomy places the organism in Eukaryota, Metazoa, Chordata, Actinopteri, Labriformes, Labridae. The record is from the annotation of a GenBank genome assembly.